CAGGAGGAAUGGCACCAGCUGUGACCCGGCUCCUUUUCCUCCAGCUUGUUCUAGGGCCAACUCUGGUCAUGGACAUCAAGAUGCAGAUUGGCAGCAGGAACUUCUAUACCUUAAGCAUUGACUAUCCCAGGGUUAACUACCCAAAGGGUUUCCGGGGCUAUUGUAAUGGUCUGAUGUCCUAUAUGCGGGGCAAGAUGCAAAAUUCAGAUUGCCCAAAGAUCCAUUACGUGAUACAUGCCCCUUGGAAGGCCAUCCAGAAGUUCUGCAAGUAUAGUGACAGCUUCUGUGAGAAUUACAAUGAAUACUGCAUACUCACCCAGGAUUCCUUCCCCAUCACGGUCUGCUCCCUGAGCCACCAACAGCCACCCACUAGCUGCUACUACAAUAGCACCCUAACCAACCAGAAGCUCUACCUACUCUGCUCCCGCAAGUAUGAAGCUGAUCCAAUAGGUAUCGCUGGUCUCUAUUCCGGAAUUUAAUUCCUGAGCCACUCCCCAACCUCUACCACCACAGGCCAGCUGUCUCCAUUUCCAACACUCUGAUCCCUGUAACAAGACUUCCUUCCUGACUUAUGAGGCAGGCAGGGUCCCCUCCCAAGAGACCAGGUGGGUGCGAAAAUGUCCAGGGCUUUGAUCACCAUGCAAAGUGGUGCUAUCUUCUAGGUUCUUUCCAGCUUGUUUACCCACUCUUCACCCCCACCUCCUCCGCAUCCUCCCUCUCCCAGAGACAGUAAAACCCACCCAAGAAGUUGACUGUGUCCAGUUGGCAGUGACUGUCCACCCACUGGGCCAGAUCCUAAGUCCUGGAUGGAGGCCCAGGGCCUCAGCUCACACCAUGGCAACAGGCACCAGCUCCGAGUCUCACCUCCCCAUCCCCACCGCCCUUCUCAUCUCAGCCUCCCCCAGUUCCCUUAUAAUUCCCUCCACUCACCCACCUACUCAGGGGAUAUGGCUAGCUAUAGGAACCUCCCUGAGGCCCUCAGACUCAUGUUAGCCUCACUUCCCCACAACCCCCAGUUUCCAGCCUGCUUCUCUCUGUGAAAUCAUGGUUUCUCCCUUCAUAUAACUGUCCUCUCCUGCUUCCUCUUACCAUGGAGCCUAGGACUGUCUCCCCCACACUCCCAACAACCUUAGUCACCCUGCCUUCCUUUUUCCAACCUCUUUUUCUUCCAGUCUUCUUACCUUGGCUCACUGGCAUUUCAAGGUAUCUUCUCUCACCCAUUCCCCAGAGGUUCCUGCUUCCCUUCUCUUCCAGAAGCUCCUCCCAAAUCCCGCAGACUCCAGAGUCUGCCCCUGAUCAGGCAGGGAACGAGGCAGGCCCGGCUCUAAUCGAACAUAAAUUUCUAAAACCACAUCUGAAUAUGUAAGAUGUAACCAUUGGGGGAAACUGGGUGAAGGGCACAAGAGACCCCUCUGUACUAUUUUUUGUAACUUCCUGUCAAUCCAUAAUCAAUUCAAAAUAAAAAGUUAAUAACACACA
Gorilla gorilla gorilla (western lowland gorilla) is the source of this 1479-nucleotide messenger RNA. RefSeq names its product ribonuclease A family member 13 (inactive) (gene RNASE13). The transcript has a single exon. Bases 9 to 479 code for a protein of 156 amino acids. Gene Ontology annotation, molecular function: nucleic acid binding. The record is from RefSeq and is a predicted model, not a curated record. Gene Ontology annotation, biological process: defense response to Gram-positive bacterium. NCBI's taxonomy places the organism in Eukaryota, Metazoa, Chordata, Mammalia, Primates, Hominidae.